Porites evermanni is the source of this 2697-nucleotide messenger RNA. NCBI's taxonomy places the organism in Eukaryota, Metazoa, Cnidaria, Anthozoa, Scleractinia, Poritidae. The record is from the annotation of a GenBank genome assembly.
UCCUUUGUACUGUCGACCAGCAGCCCGACCUUGGUGCCUUCAGUCGGGAAAGCAUUUGUAGUUGGCCCCGGUUAUGCGCCAAUCCUGGGAAAACUGCUGGCCAAAAUCACCAGUGGCGCCUUCGUUGAGCUUGCCAAGCCUCAUACCUAUUUGGAUGGUAAACUACUCAUUGCCCCUGCCAAAAAAAGGGUGGUAGAGAUCACCGACAUUCUAACAUGGAUUCAGGCCUUUACCAUUUACCAGUGGAUCUUCUGCCGUACUUACCCUUCUCGCUUGCAGGAUACUACUCAGUAUAAGUUACCGAUCCUCCAGAUGGCUUGUCAGUUUCCUAGACCAGCUUGGUUGAAUUAUGACCUGGCAUUCAGGAAGGACGCUGCAGCCUAUUUUCUAACCGACUGGUCUCAGAUGAACCUGAAUUUAUACAACUUCCACACACGUGCAUCCAGCACCAUUACUGGUCAAUCAGCUCCUCGCCUGACUUUGCUGGCCCAUACCUCAGCCUCAUCGAACAUCAAAUCCAAGCGUUCCUUCGACCCCAUUCAGUAUUGUCGAUCCUGGAAUGAUGGCGCCUGUCACUGGUCUCUGGGUAAAUGUCGGUAUCGUCAUGUCCGCAAAAGAUGCGAUGGUGAACACCCCCUUGCCAACUGUCCCUUUUGAGCCUACAAGGGGUCUCAGCGCUCCUGGUCCCUCACUCCGUCCGGGGGAAAACGCGGUUGGUGUUAACAAGGUUGCCUUGCAGGUGGCAGGCCCCUCUUAUGUAAAUACCGUUAGUAGUUCUUUGCCUGUUCCUUGCUCCAUGUUUGCGUUUACUGGUGUUGAUUCCCAGCAGAAGACUGGACUGAAUUUGUUCUUCAAUGAUUCCUGCUUGUCUGCAUUGGUUCUUUUGUUGCAUCAGCCGCUGCUUCCUCCCUACAAAGUUUCUCCUAUAAGAGUGGAAUAAUUACGUAGAUCAAUCUUUUGUAACCUAUGUCUUGGAUGGUCUUCAGAAUGGGUUUCAUGUUGGUUUCAACACUGCUUCUGUCUCCUUCAAAUCGGCCGCACAGAAUAUGUCUUUUGCUAGUCUUUAGCCCUCGGUUAUUGAUGACUACCUUCACAGGGAGUUAGCUAAGGGUCACAUUGCUGGUCCCUUCUCUUCCCCUCUGUUACCUCGCCUUCACAUCAGCCGUUUUGGAGUCAUCCCCAAAAGACACCAGCCAGGCAAAUGGCGCUUGAUUCUGAAUCUUUCUAGUGCUGAUGGUCACAGCGUAAAUGAUGGUAUUAGAAAAGACCCUGUCACGGUUCAAUAUAUGAAAGUGAAUGACACUAUUGACAGGAUUAUGUCACUCGGUCGGGGCACUUUGCUUGCGAAGUUUGAUGUGGAAAGUGCCUACCCGUUAUUCCCGUACACCCUAAUGAUCUUUAUCUUCUUGGCAUGCAGUGGUAAGGAAAUUACUUUGUGGACAUCACCUUACCUUUUGGUUUGCCUUCAGCGCCUUAUGUUUUUUCUUCAGUUGCGGACCUGGUGGAAUGGGUUCUCAAAAAACAUAUGACGUGAGGUUUCUCCUUCAUAAUCUGGACGAUUUCCACACCCUGGAUCCUUUUAAUUCUCAGACGUGCCAACGGAACAUAGACACCAGUAUCCAGCAAUUCCAGGAUUGGGGGAUUCCCCUUCACCCCGGCAAGUUGGAGAGCCCUUCCACUAUCCUGACUGUUUUUAGGCAUAGAACUUGAUUCUCUCCCAUUGCAGGCGCGCCUCCCGCAAGAAAAAUUUGAUCGUAUCCACACAAUCCUGGUCUUCUGGUCACAAAAACGCCAUUGCACACAGAAGGAGCUGGAGUCUUCAAUUGGCAAUCUUCAACAUGCAUGCAAAGUCGUCCCUUCUGGUUGCACCUUCCUCCACCGUAUGAUCAAUCUGCUCUCAGCUUUUUGCAGAGAGAACCAUCCUAUAAGGCUUAAUAGAUAAUUUUCAUUUGGAUUUGUCGUGGUGGCUCGAAUUCUUCCAGUCUCCUCGCUGCGCUCCCAUCCCAGAUCUUCAUGUCUCCGCUGACGCUGCUAGCUCUGUUGGAUACGGGGCUCCCUGGUUCGCAGGAAGAUAGUCUCCAUUACAGAUGCCCUUAUCCAUUGCCUACAAAGAACUCUUUCUGAUUGUUUCGGCAGCUUCCCUGUAGGGUCACCAGUGGUCUGCAAAGCGGGUGAAAUUCUGUUCUGACAAUACAGCAGUGGUUGAGGUGUUGUGGUCCAGUACAUCACGAGAUUCGAACUUGAAGGUGCUGCUACGUCACCUCUCCCUGUUGGCGGUCCGGCACUCCUUUGCAUUUACUGCUCGUCACGUUUCUGGAAAAUCAAAUGCCAUAGUUGAUACCAUUCCUCGUUUUGAAUUUCAGCGGUUCCAUCAGCUAGCUCCUUACGCAUCUCCCACAGCAACACCAGUACCUCCUUUGGUCUUGGCCCAGCUGCCUGUAGUUUAGACCAAAAGUGCUAAUUUUAUCUCUCCAAUGGUCUGGCUCCUUCAACCCAACAGGUGUAUCGUUCAGCGCAGCGUCAGUUCAUCAAUUUCUGUACUUUAGAUGGCUAUGUCAGUUCAAAUGGUUCUUUAAUGAACAAACCUUGCUGCGUUUUUGUUCCCACCUAGCAGAUCAUUUUCAUCACUGCUCAAUUAAGGUUUAUCUCUCGGCAAUACGGUCCUUGCACAUCGAUCAGGGUUUCCCCUAUCCCUUG